AAGAGUUUAUCUUAUGUUUAUAUUUUUUAAAUCUUAGAUAUUCCAUAUAUAAUAUUAUUUUAAAUAAUUAAAAAGAUAUUUCCUGGGAUAAAAAGUUUGAUGAAUGUGUAAGUAUAGUCUUUUAUGUACUGCAAGUAAUUUAACACAUUUUUUAAAUAAACUUCAAUAUUAAUAGCAAUAUUCAAACUUGAAUAUUUUAGGAGAAAUAUUGAAUUUAAUCACGCAUGCGUGAUAAACCGAAAGUUGAUAGUACUUCCUUGUUUAUUCACCUUUGAUUGGGAUGCAGUGAAGACUGUCGCAUUAUUUGUUUUCGACGUUUAAACCGAAUGCAAGGAUAAUCCGAAAAUUAAUCGUUUACACACAUUUUCAAGUAUUUUUUAAAAGAAUAUUAACGAAUAGUGAUGAAUAUAAAUCUUAAAUUUAUUUCUUGUAAUAAUUGAAAUAUUUUUUAGAAGCAGACAAUACGAAUUCGAACAUCUGUCAGUGCAAAACAACGUGUAAAUACAUGUAACAAUUACAUUUCAGAGAUUUUAAAUAAAAUUUAAUUAGCACAAAGCACUCUUAUCUUGUAUAGUUUCUUGCAAUUGCAUAAAAUUUCGAGAGAAGUGACAUGAAUAUCAAAUUCCAUUUAUAAAUAAGUCACAAUUAUAUUUCAGUACAUGCUAUUUUAUAUUUCAUUGCAUUAGAAAAUGUACUGAUAAUGCUUUGACUUAAGUGCAUCUAUUCUGUAAUAUGUUAUUAAUCUUCCGUUAGAAUUAUUAAGUCAAAUAUUUUCGCAAAUAAUUCAGUGGUGACUGCAUGAAAUGUUCCUAAAGAAGAUCCAGAAAAAACUGCUGCAUUUGGCUGAACUUGUUUGUAGGCCUAACAAUAUGAUUUUUAUACAAAUGGCAUGUAUUAAAUUAAACAACAAUGUACAUAAAAGUUAUAGAAGAAGGACAACAAAAGAAAAAGCAAAAUGAACUUUUAUAUAGAUAUGGAUAUUUUUUAUCAAUGCUUUUGUGUAUGGUACUCGCAUCUAUUAGACCACAUUUGGGUAAAACAAAUGGUGUUUUUAAUGGAAAUAUUAUAAUUCGAUAUUUUGCUGUGCCUUUAACAUACCUAGAAGCAGGGUUAAUAUGUAAUCCUAAAUCAUUGUAUUUAACAUUAAGCAAUGGUCCCCUCGUGAUAUUUACAAUGUUUUUUAUAUAUGUUUUAAUGCCAUUUUUGAUGAGGCUGGGAGUAUGUCUAUUAACAUAUGCAAAUGUUAAUAUGUGGCUGUUAAAGGGAAUGGAAGUACUUUAUUGUAUGCCACCCCCAUUUAAUACAAGCCUUGUUUUAUGUCGACUAGCACAAGCAGAUUUAUCAACAAGCAUAGUAAUAACUUUGAUUUCUCAUUUUGGAGGAUUAUUUAUAUCUCCAGUGUUACUGUACUUUGUGUUAGGAGCAUCUACGCCACCUCUGGUUGGUGUAAAUAUCAAAGAAACUAUUUGUAGCACAAUCAUACCAUUAACUAUUGGUAUUGCGAUUCAAGUGUAUAUUUUGAAAUAUGACUUCUGUUUUAAAAUUAAAUCACCAUGGUUUUCUCAAGGAUUAUUAUUAGCUACAGCGUACCAUUGGUUUUGUGAUGCUGUUUCAGUGGAUGCAUCUUCACUGCAAGCUAGUGAUGUAUUAUUAUGUGUAGUAAUCGCUUGCGUGGGACAACUAUUUGUUAGCUGUUUGUGUUGGAUAUUGUGCUCUCGAUGGUUACCCCGGGACAUCUUACUAGCUGCACUUUUUACAAGCACUCACAAGUCAGUUGGUCUUGGCAGUUGGGUUUUGCGUGGUGCUUACCAUGGUUCAGCAAAUGGCCCAGCAGUAAACUUACCAUUGUCUGUUCUACCAGUUGCACAAUUAUUGUUAGGUAGUUUGUUAGCUAGUUGGCUGUCCCCAUAAUGUGAAUAUUACGUAUCUUCGAAUUAUUUUCUAUUAAGGUAGAGUGCACGUUUUGUAUUUAAUUCUGAUAAUUUUUUAAAAAUAAUCUUUUAGUUGCAGUGUAGUCAUAUUACACAUGAAAUGAACGUUAAUAGUUAACAUUACUGGUUAUAGCAAUUUUAAAUUGGAAAUUCUAUAAAAUGUUUUAUUAUGUAUUAGUAGAUCAUGGAAGAAACGGAAAAUUAUUCGUGUGUUGCAAUCGUUAUCUUGACCAAGAAAAUGACAGGAAUUGUAUUAAAUAUUUUCCAUUUAUUUCUGUUUAACAUAAUAAAUAAAUUUUUUAGCUUUAUUUAUUUAACUAAUAAUGAAAUGUAUAUAUAUCAAAAUGUACUAUUAGAAAUGUCUUACAGUUAAUUUCUUCAAAAUGCAGUAUCGCAGUAUCCAAUAAUAGUAAAACAAUAUCUUCACGUUUCAUAUACUAUACUGCACAAUUGACUUAGAAGCUAAUAUUCAAGUUUGAAAGACAUAGAACAAGAUUUCUUAAAAUAGAUUACGAUUAUAAAAUACAAGUCUUUAGAGAAUUUUAUGCAAAUCAUAUUUAUGUUAUUUAUAAUUUUUUUCAUUCUGAAAAAGUAGCAUACUUAACGAAAUACUGGGUAGGUGUUUACUCAAAAUUAUUUUCAAAAUGUAUCAAAUAAGUUUAUUUAUAUGUAUAACGAAAUGCUGACGAUGUUGAAACAUAGUCUGUGAUUUUUUUUUCUAAGAUUCACGUAAAAUGUAUACGUGCCGCGUUUAUUGCAGAAUUUAAUACUUACCUUGGAAACUAAUCUUAAAAAUUUUCAUGUAACAAUUAUAUGUAUAUUACUAUUUUUCAGUGUAUAUUAAAACAACUAGUGUAAAAUUAUGCACGAAUAAGCUUUGUUUUCCAAUUCUAAUCAACUUAGUUUUCAUUUGACAAUUGAUAAAAGGAAAUCAUGACAAUUAUACAUUACACUGUACAUCAUUACAGGAACAAUCUUUAAAUAUUACAUCAAGUGAAAGUAAAAAAAAAGAGAGAGAAAGAAAAACCAAAAAAAUUACACUACUUCGAAGCGUUGUACGCUAUUAUCUUAUGUAGUAGUUAUAAUAAAUUGUAUUUGUAUCUUACAAGUUAUAAAUAUAGUUUCCUCACUUUCGAUUGUAAAACUUCUGAAAAUUAUAAGUAUUCUACUUAUUCCUAAAAGUCUGGCUACUGUUUGUUAUAGACUUAUAUCUUUUAAAGAAAUAACAAUAGACGACAAUUUGUCAUAAUUCUAUACGUGAAAGAAAAAGGACUUCGAAUUCAGAAUAAGAUGUUUCCCAUACAAAACAUAGCGAUUUUAUUCUACAAAUAAUGGGAUAAAUUUGGUUAAUUUUUUGUUUUGUUUGUUGUUGGAAACUUGCAUAUCAGUUUUCUAUUUUGUGACACGCAAUUCGUUACGGUAUAUACUUUCUUCAUUUUUUAUACCGUUAUAAUGCGCACACGCAUAUAUUUAAUAAUAUUAACAAAUAGUGUAACACUCAUGAUAACGUGUAUGAGCUUGUAACCUGACUUUUUCGUGAAAACCAUGGCAUUUAAUGCAUCAAACGACGGUGCAGCAGUGGCGCAGGCGCUGAGCAUGUAUUGAUUCGCCCAGAUCAUCACACUCAUUGUAGCUGGUAUUAAGUUCUUGUCACGAACAACGCUGACGCUGCUAUCGCCGCCAGCUACGCGAUUCGCCAUCUUCAUCCUCCUCUUCCUCGUUUUCUUCGAGAAGUAAUGCUUCUGCGUUUCCCUACAAUAAUUACAAAUUUAUAGCCAUCGUUUGUUUCAUUCAGUUUUAUUUAUCAUGAAAGAAAAUGAAGAACAAGAAAUCGUAAUUUCAUAAUGAUACCAGGUCCCGGUUGAGGAUGUCUUCCCCAUGGCAUUCGAGGCUCCAUACUUGGCGCAUCUGGAUUAUAUUCUGCAAAUGCAUCUGUGAAAAUUGCUAAAGAUUAGGUGUUGCUAGGGACAUGAGUUUACAUAACAAUAAUGUUGUCUAUACGUUCAUAGACAUAUCUUUUGUAAAAUCAUUACCCAUAUUAGAAUGAUGUUGAUUUCGUAAAUGAGGCGGAGGUAAACUCGCAAGAGGGAGGUGUUGUGGCGGGGCAUUUCCAUUAGGGCCUUGAGGUGGUUCCGGUACUGCCGUUACAGGUACGGUCCCUGGUGCUUGCGCACUAUGUGGACCGAAAGUCAAAACACGACUUAAAGCUACAUCUUCCAAUA
Messenger RNA from Nomia melanderi (Alkali bee), 4153 nucleotides. The record is from RefSeq and is a predicted model, not a curated record. NCBI's taxonomy places the organism in Eukaryota, Metazoa, Arthropoda, Insecta, Hymenoptera, Halictidae.